AUGACGGAAAAGGAAAAUGGAAACAAAGAUAAGAGGCGGAAGGAGAAGCAUCGCAAACAUCAUCGUGACCGCCGCGAAAGUUGUAAUGGUGUUGUUAACUCAUCUGCAGCCAAAACUAGGCCCGAAACUGCUGUGGCAAUAGAGGGUGCGGAUGAGGAAGUGGAGAACUGGGAUGAAAACCGUACACGGGUUGAUCAACUCUGUCAAACCUACCCGAACAACAUGUGCAACGACUGCAACAACGCUGGAACUCGCUGGGCCUCGGUUAAUCACGGCGUGUUUUUAUGCAUUCGGUGCUCCGGCAUCCAUCGCUCACUGGGCGUCCACGUGUCGAAGGUGAAGUCAGCUAACAUGGACAAGUGGAGUGCAGCAGAGGUUCAUUUGAUGGAACUCAUAGGCAAUCAACGGGCAAAGUUACUUUACGAGGCGCAUCUUCCUAAAGAUAUGAAGCCCAUGACGUUUGCAGAGUCUGAUGCUACUCUACAAACUUUUAUCCAGCGGAAGUAUCAGGAAAAAGCAUUUUCUGUGGAGGCCGUAGAUGAGAAACUUCGCCAGUACCAUAAAGAAGCGCGGUACGGGAAGAAACCGAAGCGGAAUAGCAGCGCGAGUCGUAAAAAAAAAGCGAAUGACGGAGCGAACGACAAAGCCGAGAGGAGUUUGAAGGGGGAGGACACAAUCAAGGCGUUAUAUGGCUCCAAUGCGGAGGUUAUAUCUAAAAUGUCAAAGAGGACGGGACCCAUUCGUGGGACUUUUGGAGUAGUGAAUGUUGGACCGGAAGCGUACGAUGAGCGGCGCAAGACACUUCUGGAGCAGUUUGGCUUUUCUUGA
Trypanosoma brucei brucei TREU927 is the source of this 828-nucleotide messenger RNA. Its product is annotated as ADP-ribosylation factor GTPase activating protein, putative. The transcript has a single exon. Lineage: Eukaryota; Euglenozoa; Kinetoplastea; Trypanosomatida; Trypanosomatidae. Bases 1 to 828 code for a protein of 275 amino acids. The record is from RefSeq and is a predicted model, not a curated record. Gene Ontology annotation, molecular function: GTPase activator activity.